Molecule: messenger RNA, 1443 nt
Organism: Penicillium psychrosexuale
Lineage: Eukaryota; Fungi; Ascomycota; Eurotiomycetes; Eurotiales; Aspergillaceae
Product: putative Golgi transport complex component Cog5
Exons: 1
Coding region: 1-1443 (480 amino acids)
Biological process (GO): intra-Golgi vesicle-mediated transport
Cellular component (GO): COG complex
Source: RefSeq, a predicted model, not a curated record
AUGGUGGAAGGAGAUCCGUCAUACAUAGACUAUGAGGCCUUCUUAGACCCAGACUUCUCCCCAUCCUCAUUCGCCAAUACAUUGGUGACAAGCACAAACAAUGCAACAGAUACCCCGUUGGAUUUGUCAACACCAUUGUCACGGGUGCUCUUUGAUCUUCAGGAGAUCGACACACACAUCCAUGCAUUGACAACCAGAUCAGCACUCUCAUUGCUUUCACAUACUCAAAGCCAAACAGCUGCCGCUGAUAAUAUCUUGAAAGAAUCAGGGACGCAAAUUGCUUCUGUGACUCAAGGGUACGAGCGCCUCCAAAAGGAGGUUGUACAAAAAUGGGAAGCAGCUGACAAAGCUCGUGUUGCUGCCGAAAACUCGCUUGAAACUGUUCGCCUAGCAAGGGCUGUAGCGCGCUGCUUAACCCUGGGUAGACAGCUGGAGAGUCAGGUUUCUGAAAUUACAGGCCGAGGGCCGACCCCAUCAUCAGGACCGGAUGGAGCAACAUCACCGUCACCUGGAAAAGAUGGCUUCCGCGCACUGGAACGAGCAGCGUACACAAUUUUGAAUCUGCGAGAAAUGUUCUCAGCCACGACACAGGGCGAGGAAGGCUAUGGUUUGGAUCGGGUGAAAGCCAUUCGCACUCUACGUGGAGAAUUUGUCAUUCCCGCAGAGAACAUGGUCAAGUCGAGAGCACAACAGACCAUCAGCCGAUUUUCUUUGUCCUCCAACUCGGCAAGCACCAAUAGCCAGUCAUCAAUGCCAUCUGGCUAUAAGCAAGCCCGCGAUGCCCGAGCACGACUGGCCACCGCUGCCAUAACUCUAUAUCUUCUUUCGCCUCUACCAAAAGGCGCAAGCACUGCAGCCGACUACAAGCCAGAACUCUUAUUGUCAACACUACAAGGGUUCAUGCACACGGCGAUCAUGACAUCCGUGAAUGCCCUCGCCCGGGCUCUUACCCAGCUCCCAAUCAUGAACCAAACACUCGCCGACACCUCUGCACGAUGCCAAGAUAUAGUUGCCUUGGAGAGCAUUCUCAAAAACAUCCGCCCACCACCACACCCUCUCUUGGCCUCCACUGCCACAUCCGACGAACCAGCCCCCGAGUCCCAAACAGCGGCCUCGAACAAAUAUAAUCUCCUGCAGCCUCUUCUCCAGGCUCUAGACACCUCAUCACUUCCUUCCUACUACUGGCGCUCUAUCGCCUCUUCUCUCGCCCCGCGUGUCCAGGACAUCGUCAACCGAGGCGGUGUUUCUUCCCGUACAUUGCGAUCCAACCGUGACCGACUAAGAGUCGAGAUCAAGGAGUGUGUGCUCCGUGCGUCGCAGGUGUCUGCCACCAGCCUGCUAGCCGAGAAGGGUCGACCAGGAACCGACACGGUGGUGGUUGGAAACUGGGAGCGAGAAGCUGCCGUGAUGGUGAGCUCCAUUGUUGGUUCUCUGGGACGGUAA